CUUUAGGCGGUUUCCUAGAAACAUGAUUGCUUGCUGGUCUUGAUCUCACAGCUUUGUGAAGACUUCUUCCCUGAUAAUGUCAAGUUCAGGCUACCCUCCUAACCAAGGAGCAUUCAGCACAGAACAGAGUCGUUAUCCUACUCACUCUGUCCAGUACACCUUCCCUAGCACCCGACACCAGCAGGAAUUUGCAGUUCCUGAUUACCGUUCGUCUCACCUGGAAGUCAGUCAGGCAACCCAGCUCUUGCAGCAGCAGCAGCAACAGCAACAGCAACUUCGGCGCAGGCCUUCCUUGCUUUCUGAAUUUCACCCAGGCUCUGACAGGCCUCAGGAAAGGAGAACUGGAUAUGAACAGCAAUUUCAUCCAGGUCCAUCUCAGACAGAUCAUGAUUCACUGGAAUCUAAGCGACCACGUCUUGAACAAGUGUCUGAUUCCCAUUUUCAGCGUGUCAGUGCAGCUACUGUCUUGCCUUUAGUACAUCCUCUGCAGGAAGGCUUGAGAUCUGCAGAUAUUAAGAAGGACCCAGCUUUUGGAGGAAAGCAUGAGGGACCAUCUUCUCCAAUUUCUGGUCAGCCUUGUGGGGAGGACCAAAAUGCUUCACCUUCAAAGCUGUCAAAGGAAGAAUUGAUACAGAGCAUGGACCGUGUAGAUCGCGAAAUUGCGAAAGUUGAACAGCAAAUCCUUAAACUGAAGAAAAAGCAACAACAACUUGAAGAAGAAGCUGCUAAGCCUCCAGAGCCAGAGAGGCCUGUCUCCCCUCCUCCAGUGGAACAGAAACACCGCAGUAUUGUCCAAAUUAUUUAUGAUGAAAAUCGGAAAAAAGCAGAAGAAGCUCACAAGAUUUUUGAAGGUCUUGGUCCAAAAGUUGAACUGCCACUUUACAACCAGCCGUCAGACACAAAGGUCUACCAUGAAAACAUCAAAACAAACCAGGUGAUGAGGAAAAAGCUAAUACUAUUCUUCAAAAGAAGAAAUCAUGCAAGAAAACAACGGGAACAGAAAAUCUGUCAACGUUACGAUCAGCUGAUGGAGGCAUGGGAGAAAAAGGUUGACAGGAUAGAAAAUAAUCCGCGCAGGAAAGCGAAGGAGAGCAAAACAAGAGAGUACUAUGAAAAACAAUUUCCAGAAAUCCGGAAGCAAAGAGAACAGCAAGAACGAUUCCAAAGAGUUGGUCAAAGAGGGGCUGGACUUUCAGCAACUAUUGCUAGAAGUGAACAUGAGAUUUCUGAAAUCAUUGAUGGACUCUCUGAGCAGGAGAAUAAUGAAAAACAAAUGCGUCAGCUCUCUGUCAUUCCUCCCAUGAUGUUUGAUGCAGAACAAAGACGAGUGAAGUUUAUUAAUAUGAAUGGUCUGAUGGAGGAUCCCAUGAAAGUUUAUAAAGACAGACAGUUCAUGAAUGUCUGGACCGACCAUGAGAAAGAGAUAUUUAAGGAAAAGUUUGUCCAACAUCCCAAGAACUUUGGUCUAAUUGCUUCCUACCUGGAACGAAAGAAUGUUCCCGACUGUGUAUUAUAUUAUUAUUUGACCAAGAAAAAUGAAAAUUAUAAAGCCCUUGUGCGAAGGAAUUAUGGUAAACGCAGAGGAAGAAACCAGCAACAAAUUGCUCGUCCUUCUCAAGAAGAAAAGGUAGAAGAAAAAGUAGAAGAGGAAAAAGCAGAAAAAGCAGAGAAAAAAGAGGAGGAAAAGAAAGAUGAGGAGGAAAAGGAUGAGAAGGAGGAAUCUAAAGAAAAUACCAAAGAAAAGGACAAAACUGAAGUUGCACCAGAGGAAACGGAGGAGAGGGAGCAGGCCACUCCUAGGGGCCGAAAAACUGCCAAUAGUCAAGGUCGUCGUAAGGGCAGAAUCACCAGAUCAAUGACAAAUGAAGCUGCACAAGCAAAUGCUGCUGCAGCUGCAGCCACUGAAGAACCGCCACCGCCUCUUCCACCCCCACCAGAACCUUCUUCUGCAGAGCCUGUGGAGACAUCCCGCUGGACAGAAGAAGAAAUGGAAGUUGCCAAGAAAGGCCUAGUGGAACAUGGACGAAACUGGGCAGCAAUUGCCAAAAUGGUUGGGACAAAAAGUGAAGCUCAGUGUAAGAACUUCUACUUCAACUAUAAAAGACGACACAAUCUGGACAGCCUCCUCCAACAGCACAAACAGAAGUCUUCACGAAGGCCCCGUGAGGAGCGAGAUGUAUCCCAGUGUGAGAGUGUAGCCUCGACUGUGUCAGCUCAGGAGGAUGAAGACAUUGAAGCAUCCAAUGAAGAAGAGAAUCCAGAAGACAGUGAAGCAGAACCCGCUAAACCAAGCGAAGAAACUCCAUCUGAGAGUGCUGCUUCGAAAGUAACCACUGAGGCAACAGCAGAACAAGAAUCUACCAUUAAACCUGCAACCAGCACAUCUCCCUCCUUAACAACCCAGAGUGUAUCAACAGCUGAAACUCAGAACCCUGAGCCACAGGUUAAGGAAGAAAUAAGUAAUGAGGCAGAAGAGCCUAUGGAGGUUGACAGUAGAAGCCAUCCAGUUGAAGCUAAGCCUGUGAUUACUCUUCCAGUGCAUACCAAAGUAGAACCUGUAGAGACUGAAUUGAGGCUACCGGAGAAUAUUCAAGUGAAAAUAGAGAGUGAUACCAAAGAGAGAGAGAUGGAGAAACCCAAGGAAAAGUCAGAACCGGAGGAAAUGGACUAUAGUCUGUCACAGCAAGUUAAUACAGCAAGACAAGAAUCCCAUUCGGAUAAUGAUUCGAGUGCCACCUGUAGUGCUGACGAGGAAGUUGAUGGAGAACCUGACAGACAAGGUAUCUUCAGCAGGGAGUCAAAGCCCUCACUGUUAAAUCCCACUGGGUCAAUACUGGUAUCGUCCACGAUAAAGCAAGGGCAGAUGGACCUGCAACAGCUUCACCACCGAGCUGCUGUCAUACCACCUAUGGUUUCUUGCAGUCCCUGUACGGUUCCCGUUGGAACACCAGUGAGUGGUUAUGCGCUGUAUCAACGGCACAUUAAAGCAAUGCAUGAGUCAGCGCUGCUGGAGGAGCAACGCCAGAGGCAAGAGCAGCUGGAUAUGGAGUAUCGAAGUGCUGUAAGCCCUUGUGGCACUUCCAAGAGCCCUAAUGUUGAGUGGGAAGUUCUCCAGCCAGCACCUCACCAGGUAAUAACCAAUAUACCUGAAGGAGUCCGCCUUCCAACAACCAGACCUACCAGACCACCACCACCACUCAUUCCAUCCUCCAAAACAAGUGUACCAUCAGAAAAACCUUCCUUCAUCAUGGGAGGCUCAAUCUCACAAGGAACACCUGGCACUUACUUAACAUCCCAUAGUCAAGCUUCCUACACCCAAGAAACUGCAAAGCCAUCAGUGGGUUCUAUAUCUCUUGGGCUGCCAAGGCAGCAGGAGUCAGCCAAGUCUGCUUCCCUGCCCUAUAUCAAACAAGAAGAAUUCUCUCCCAGAAGCCAGAAUUCCCAGCCUGAGGGACUUCUGGUCAGGGCACAACAUGAAAGUGUGGUUCGAGGUACCACAACGAUACAGGAGGGAAGUAUAACUCGAGGAACUCCAACCAAUAAAGUUUCUGUUGAGACCAUUCCUUCUUUGAGAGGCUCCAUAACUCAGGGUACACCAGCUCUGUCCCAGUCUGGCAUAGCAGCUGAUGCGUUAUUGAAGGGAACUAUCACCCGGCUCGCUACGGAAGACAGCAGCCCAGAAAAGUGCCGAGAGGAGGCUUCAGCCAAAGGCCAUGUUAUUUAUGAAGGCAAAAGUGGGCAUAUUUUAUCUUAUGAUACUAUUAAAAAUGUUCGUGAAGGAACAAGGAGUCCAAGAACUGCUCAUGAAAUUGGUUUAAAGAGAAGCUAUGAUACAAUGGAAGGAAAUAUAAAGCAAGGAAUGUCAAUGCGGGAGUCUCCAGUAUCUGCACCACUGGAAGGUUUAAUAUGCCGUGCACUGCCUAGGGGUAGCCCACAUGCAGAACUGAAAGAGAGGACAGUGUUGUCUGGCUCUAUAAUGCAAGGCACACCAAGAGCAACAGCUGAAAGUUUUGAAGAAGGCUUGAAAUACCCUAAACAGAUUAAGAGAGAGUCACCUCCCAUAAGGACAUUUGAAGGAGCCAUUACUAAGGGGAAACCAUAUGACGGAGUCACUACUAUAAAAGAGAUGGGUCGUUCCAUCCAUGAGAUCCCAAGACAGGACCUAUUAAGCCAGGAGAGUCGCAAGACUCCUGAAAUGGUGCAGACGACCAGGCCAAUCAUAGAAGGCUCCAUAUCUCAGGGCACACCCAUAAAAUAUGAAAGCAACUCUGGCCAGUCUGCCAUCAAACACAAUGUAAAAUCUUUAAUCACUGGACCAAGCAAGUUACCCCGUGGAAUGCCUCAGCUGGAAAUGGUGCCAGAAAACGUGAAGGUGGUGGAGCGAGGAAAAUAUGAAGAUGUGAAGACCGGGGAUGCAGUACGUUCCCGUCACACGUCAGUAGUCAGCUCUGGUCCCUCUGUUCUCAGGUCAACUCUUCAUGAAACUCCCAAAUCACAGCUGAGCCCUGGGAUUUAUGAUGAUACCAAUGCUCGGAGGACACCUGUGAACUAUCAGAGUCCAAUGUCCAGGAGUUCACCUAUGAUGAAUAGAGUUAGUGAGGCUGGAAUAGCUUCUGGGAAGCCAGCAAAUCAUGAAAGGAAAAACACGCUUACUCCGACACAGAGGGAGAGCGUGCCAGCAAAAUCUCCAGUCCCAGGCGUUGAUCCUGUAGUGACUCACAGUCCUUUUGACCCUCACCACAGAGGGGCAACUCCUGAAGUCUAUAGAAGUCACCUCCCUCCUCAUUUAGAUCCUGCUAUGCCAUUUCACAGGGCUCUGGAUCCGGCUGCUGCUGCUUACCUGUUCCAAAGGCAGCUCUCACCCACCCCAGGCUACCCAAGUCAGUAUCAGCUUUACGCAAUGGAGAAUACACGACAGACAAUCCUGAACGACUACAUUACCUCACAGCAGAUGCAAGUCAACCUACGUCCUGAUGUAACGAGAGGGUUAUCUCCUAGAGAGCAAACUUUAGCUCUCCCGUAUGCAGGAGCAAGAGGAAUUAUUGACCUGAACAAUAUGGCUCCCACUAUCUUAGUGCCUCAUCCUGGAGGAACAAGCACACCACCCAUGGAGAGAAUCACGUAUAUCCCUGGUACCCAGCUUACAUUCCCUCCCAGGCCUUACAAUCCUGCUUCUCUGUCACCAGGACACCCUACGCACCUGGCAGCUUCUGCAGCUAGGGAACGUGAGCGAGAGCGGGAAAGAGAACGAGAACGAGAGAGGGAGAGAAUAGCUUCAGUCCCUACUGAACUUUAUCUUCGACCAGGUACAGAGCAGCCUGGCAGACCUGGCAGCCAUGGAUAUGUUCGGUCCCCGUCACCUUCAGUCAGAAGCCAGGAAAACAUACUGCAGCAAAGGCCUAGUAUUUUUCAAGGAACCAAUGGGACAAGUGUAAUCACACCUUUGGAUCCUGCUGCUCAGCUACGUAUCAUGCAGCUCACCCCUGGAGCUCCCUCUAUUACUCAGGGGUUGCCAGCUUCCCGUUACAAUACUGCUGCUGAUGCCCUCGCGGCACUAGUAGACGCUGCAGCCUCUGCUCCUCAGAUGGAAGUUGCCAAAGCAAAAGAGAACAAGCACGAAGGAACCAGGAUAGAAGAGAAUAUGGGACGCCGGUCAGCUGUGGUUACUGAACAGCAGCAGAUGGAACAGAAGACACUGGACGUAGAAAAGAGGCCUGUCCAGUGCCCCUAUACAUCUGCAAAUUUUUCUGGUGGCAAGUCCCAGGGACAGUCUUCAUCAGUAGUCUAUUCGGAGGCUGGUAAAGAGAAAGGACCUCCUCCUAAAUCCAGGUACGAGGAAGAGCUGAGAACUCGAGGAAAGACCACAAUUACUGCUGCUAACUUCAUAGAUGUGAUCAUCACUCGACAGAUUGCUUCAGACAAGGAUGCACGAGAUAGGGGCUCUCAAAGUUCAGAUUCUUCCAGUAGUUUAUCCUCCCACCGGUAUGAAGCUCCUGGAGAUGCCAUUGAGGUGAUUAGCCCUGCAAAUUCACCCGUACCUACUCAAGAAAAGCUACAGCCCUAUCAACAAGAGACACCUAAACCAAGCCAGGCAGAGAGUGACCCAAACAGGCAAUAUGAGGGGCCGAUUCACCGCUAUAGGACACAACAGGAACCCCCUUCACCCCAACAACCUCCGCCUCCCUCUUCCCAAGCAGAAGGGAUGGCACAUGUGCCCAGGACCCAUCGACUCAUCACCCUUGCUGAUCACAUCUGUCAAAUUAUUACACAAGACUUUGCUAGAAACCAAGCAGCUUCUCAGGCCUCUUUGCAGCCUCCCACCACUACAUUCCAGAAUUCCACCCCUGCACCAACGCCUGUUUCUACCCGGGCAAAGACAUCGAAUCGCUACAGCCCUGAGUCACAGUCGCAGUCUGUCCACCAUCAGCGGCCAGGUGCUAGAGUGUCACCUGAAAAUCUGUCUGACAAGUCCAGGGGAAGACCUGGAAAAUCUCCAGAGAGGAGUCAUGUCUCUUCAGAGCCCUAUGAGCCAAUCUCACCACCUCAGGUCCCAGUUGUACAUGAGAAACAGGAAAAUGUUCUUUUGCUUUCCCAAAGAACUGAGCCUACUGAACAGAGGACUGACUCUCGCUCUCCAGGUAGUAUCAGCUACCUGCCUUCGUUUUUCACCAAACUUGAGAACACUUCACCAAUGGUAAAAUCCAAGAAACAGGAAAUAUUUCGAAAGCUGAACUCAUCUGGUGGAGGUGACUCUGACAUGGCAACUGCUCAGCCGGGGACUGAAAUAUUCAAUUUGCCAGCAGUCACUACCUCAGGUGCAGUCAGUUCUAGGGGUCAUUCCUUUGCAGAUCCUGCCAGUAACCUGGGUCUGGAAGACAUUAUUAGGAAAGCGUUGAUGGGAAACUUUGAUGACAAGAGUGAGGAGCAUGGAGUUGUCAUGUCGCCGUCUAUUGCGGUAGCACCCGGCGGUUCCACUGCUGCAGUAUCGGCAGCUAAUGAGCCGCGUAGGGAAGAAGCUAAUCCAUCGCCAAAUUCAGGGGGAGUCAGCAAGCAGAAGCUAAUGGGCAAGUCAAAUAGUAGGAAGUCUAAGUCUCCGAUUCCUGGACAGGGAUAUUUGGGAACCGAAAGACCUUCUUCUGUCUCAUCCGUACAUUCAGAAGGGGACUACCACAGACAGACUCCAGUGUGGGCCUGGGAAGAUAGGCCUUCAUCAACAGGUUCAACGCAGUUUCCUUACAACCCGUUGACGAUGAGGAUGCUCAGCAGUACGCCACCAACAUCCAUUGCGUGUGCCCCGCCGUCCAUGAGCCAAGCAACCACUCACCAACAGAACAGGAUAUGGGAGCGAGAGCCUGCACCGCUGCUUUCAGCACAAUAUGAGACUCUGUCUGACAGUGAUGACUGAACUAUGCAGAUUUUUUUUUUUUUUUCUAAUUUGCGGGUCAAAAAAAGAAAUCUAUUUUUGACUUGUGCCCAUAGAGACUUUCCAAGAGAGCAAGGGCCAUACAAUGAAGAAUUGAUGGAGAGUCCGUUAAAUGCCUUCUGCACAGGCCGUGUGUUGGAGGAUCGUGAUCAAGAAGGUUGACUUACUAAAGAUAAAUAUGUAAAGAGUUUUUAAAAAUGUGGACUAUUCCUGUUCUACAUCUAUUUGUAAAGAAAACCAUAAUGUCUUUAAAUCAUUCUUCUGUAAAUAGAGAGUACUUUUUGCAGUGUUUUUUCCCUUGCUAUAGUAUCUGGUGUACUUAUGUUCAAAUCAUUGCCUAAACUUUGGGGGUCAUUUUGUAAUUUUUUUUUUUUAAGCAUUUUCUCCAGUGUAGAGUACUCUUCAUAACCCUAGCCUCCCUACCAGCCUAGCCUAACCAUAACCCUAGCCUCCCAACCAGCCUAGCAUCAUUGCCCAUUUAAUGCCGUGCCACUUCUUGCGGGCAUUGUGCUUUUAUAUAAUUUUUUUUCCCUAGACACACUUUCUCAGUGGUGUUCAAGCUCUUGUGAAAAUGUUGAUUUUUAAGACUGACCCCUUAAUGAAUUCUGUACAUUAACAUAGUCCGGUUCGCUGGAAUGAGAUGAUAUAUUUCUUUG
Molecule: messenger RNA, 8079 nt
Organism: Leptosomus discolor (cuckoo roller)
Lineage: Eukaryota; Metazoa; Chordata; Aves; Leptosomiformes; Leptosomidae
Gene: NCOR1
Product: nuclear receptor corepressor 1
Biological process (GO): negative regulation of transcription by RNA polymerase II
Cellular component (GO): chromatin
Molecular function (GO): transcription corepressor activity; nuclear thyroid hormone receptor binding
Source: RefSeq, a predicted model, not a curated record